AACGGAAGAGGCGACGGUCGAGGGUUCGCCUCUGCUCCUGCUGGACUGCCGCGGAGGAGGCAACCAGGAGUUCGACGCUGGGUGGCUGGUUCGGAAGGCAGCAGUGGCUGCUGUGGAUGGGAACGGGUCUGCUUGGUGUGCUCAUGGAGCGCCAGGGCAGGGCCGCCACCACCUCCGCUUCGUCGACCCGGGACCCGGCGUCCGACGAGCCAGAUGGGCGGCGGCAGGAGCCGCUGCGGCGCCGGUCGAAUAGCGCGUCGGCACCCGCGGUCGGAGACUCGGCCUUGACUGAGGAAGUAAGGCGGGACCGACCUGGUUCCUACAGCGGCACUACCUCGGUCUCCCGCCAGCGCGUGGAAACACUAAGGAAGAAGCGGCCGCUUUUUCCAUGGUUUGGCUUGGAUAUUGGUGGAACCCUAGUCAAGCUGGUUUAUUUUGAGCCCAAAGACAUCACUGCUGAAGAAGAGGAGGAAGAAGUGGAAAGUCUUAAAAGCAUUCGGAAGUACCUGACCUCCAAUGUGGCUUAUGGGUCCACGGGGAUUCGGGACGUGCACCUGGAACUGAAGGAUCUGACUCUGUGUGGACGCAAAGGCAAUCUGCACUUUAUACGCUUUCCCACUCAUGACAUGCCUGCUUUUAUUCAAAUGGGCAGAGAUAAAAACUUCUCAAGUCUCCACACUGUCUUUUGUGCCACUGGAGGUGGAGCGUACAAAUUUGAGCAGGAUUUUCUCACAAUAGGUGAUCUUCAGCUUUGCAAACUUGAUGAACUAGAUUGCUUAAUAAAAGGAAUUUUAUACAUUGACUCAGUUGGAUUCAAUGGACGGUCACAGUGCUAUUACUUUGAAAACCCUGCUGAUUCUGAAAAUUGUCAGAAGUUACCGUUUUAUUUGAAAAAUCCAUACCCUCUGCUUCUGGUGAACAUUGGCUCUGGGGUUAGCAUCUUAGCAGUAUAUUCCAAAGAUAAUUACAAGCGGGUCACUGGUACCAGUCUUGGAGGAGGAACUUUUUUUGGUCUCUGCUGCCUGCUUACUGGCUGUACCACUUUUGAAGAAGCUCUUGAAAUGGCAUCUCGUGGAGAUAGCACCAAAGUAGACAAACUAGUACGAGACAUUUAUGGAGGGGACUAUGAGAGGUUUGGACUGCCAGGCUGGGCUGUGGCUUCAAGCUUUGGAAACAUGAUGAGCAAGGAGAAGCGAGAGGCUGCCAGUAAAGAGGACCUCGCUAGAGCAACUUUGAUCACCAUCACCAACAACAUUGGCUCGAUAGCAAGAAUGUGUGCCCUUAAUGAAAAUAUUAACCAGGUGGUAUUUGUUGGAAAUUUCUUGAGAGUUAAUACGAUCGCCAUGCGGCUUUUGGCAUAUGCUUUGGAUUAUUGGUCCAAGGGACAGUUGAAAGCACUUUUUUCGGAACACGAGGGUUAUUUUGGAGCCGUUGGAGCACUCCUUGAACUGUUGAAGAUCCCCUGAUUGUUACCUGGGGAGGGGGAGUUCCUGGAACCUUCUGCAGUGGGAUCUGUGAACAUCUGUUUUUUAGGAGCCUUACUUAAUUUUGUGAUUGUUUAUUACCUGAAUCAAAGCAAGCAAGGACAAGGGGAUUUUUCUAAGUCAUCAGGAUAAUUCAGUCUAAACUAGUAACCAGUAAGGAAAGACUACAUAUAUGUAUGUGGACCAUGCCUGUGACAGUGAGGAUUUGCUAUAAUACCUGCUGUAUAUUUCUGAAAUUUAGUGUCACUCGCUGAAGCGCUGCAGGGGAGAGCUAUUCUGUGUUCACCUGACUGUGGUUUUGUAUGCCAUUGAACAUGCUAAAUGUAAGGCAAGUUACAUGUAUUAUAAUCUAAUCACAAUUUUGUCAGUAUGGCCUUGGAGGUCAUCACCUGUUCAUGAACUCUGUUAUGCAUUUAGCCUUUGUGUGAACAUACUGAAAAACAUGUUUUAUUUCAAGAUUCUGCAAGAUGAAUUGGGCAGGUUAAUUCUGUAUCUGCAAUUUUGACAAUUAAGCAACUUUUAGAAAGACAAUUCCAGGUCACUUUAUACCAUAAAUCCUAUAGGCAGGUGUGUUUGGAAAGACAGGACUUCAGUGGGCAGAAUCACCUUGGGUAUUCGGCUGAUCAUUGACAUGAUGGAAGUGAGUAAACUGGGACAAAAAGAAUAAUCUAGAAGACUAAAACCAGACAAAAAGGGCUGCUCUCCACCCCCCCCCCCCCCCCCCCCCGAAACUGGGGAGAGAAUCUGGUUUCACUUUCAGGCUAAUAGAAAUCAAGGAGUUGAGGUGCCCAUUAACUCAUGGGGAGCAGGGUGGGGUUCUUGCCACCUCUCUCUCCCAUUCCUGGUCUUGGCACUUGCCAGCCCCCAGGUGCAGCCCUGACUUACCUGGCAGUCUUGCUCAAAAGGCUCCUGCUUGGGAGACAGGUUUUGAGAUUGAGUAUUGAUACACUCUGGACCUUUUCUUUCUGCUGUGCAGAAUAAUUUUUAAAAACCUCCUUGGAGAUGGAACAUUUUGUGUCUUGUUUUUGUAUAUUAUUUGUGCCUGUAUUGACAUUGAAGGCAAUUAAGGGUCUAUAUAAAGUAGCUUUUUAAAAAAUCCCCACCCAAGGACAUGCUUACUGAUUUUAGAGAGGGGGAAAGGGAGGGAGAGAUAAAAUAUCCGGGAGAAACAUUGGUUGGGUGGCUCCUGCACCUGCCUAGACCAGGGACUGGUCUGAACCUGCAAUCUAGGCAUGUGUCCUGACUGGGAACCAAACCUGUGAUCUUCGGUUUACUGGACAGUGCUCCAACCAACUGAACCACACCACCAGGGCCAAAGCAGCUCUUGAACUAGAAGGAAACUACAAGGUUCUGUGAUGGUGUCAAGCAAGGAGACUGGCAAAGGAGGGAUCGGGUGGGGAAGUUCCAAGGGAUAGAAGAGAGCAGGGGGCAGGGCUGGGUGGUUGGGGGAGGAGCUCAGGCACCUCCUUGGGCGGCUGGGAUCCUGGUGCUUCCCAUGUUGGCCAUGUGGGGGCAGCAGAGGCCCGUGCCCAUGGCUUGUUAGGGCAUGGCCAUUUUCUCCCUGUUGCGCCCACUUGUGUGCACAGUCCCUGGCACGUGUGGGUUGUGGGUGCUGCUGCCCUGGUGCAGGCCCCAGAGCUGGAGGGGCAUUCGGGGGGUGGUGGUGGGAAUUGUGGCCCUUGAAUGGUGCUAGCCAUCUCUGCUGCUGUCCCUUGUAGCACUUCCUGUCCUCUGUCCUGUGUCACUUCCAGGCACCUCGCUUGGUCCCCACAGCCAGCAAAGACAGUGCCAGCAUUCACUCGCUGGUAUCACAGUUGUAUUUCUUGAGCCCCUCAUGUCCCGGGCAUUCCUGUGCUUGCUGCCUGCUGGGACCAAGUACCAGUCCUGUCCUCUGCAUGCCUACUCCUCCCCCCCUCCCCAUCAAGGCAGAGAAGUGGGAGGGAGCAGAAGCCAGCCUUCUCAGGCCUCUGUGGUGGGUCCUGCCUGUCCUUUACAGCCUCUGCCAGUGUUUUUUACAUGUGUUGUCUCAUGUAGUUUUUGUCAUUUCCACAAUUCAACAGAAAAGCAAACUAGCCCGAGGUCAUACAGGCCAAAUUCCCCUCCUCCCUUGCAUUAGCCUUCCACCUCCUAGGACCCAUUUGGCACUCACUCUUGAGAAGUUGCCUCUGACCUCACUUCGGGGGUUCUUAGCUCACACUACCUCUCCAUGGAUUGGUUCCUGAUAAGUCCACCAGUGAGUCUUAAUGUACACUUUAUGUCCUCAUCUUCCUCAGUUCUAAUGCAGUAGACCUCUCUUGGCUUUCCUUCUUCCUUCCAGGCCCCUCUGUCUGCCAGCUUAUUUUCAAAUUGAAGACAAUUUGAAAUAGCUCCAGGUGCAGUCCUCAUUUCUCUAAGCAGUCAUGAGCACACACCUUAACACUUAACUUCCAAGGUAGCAUGCCCAGGCCAGCACUUGCCUUUGAGCUCCAGUCCUAAGGCAGUGACUGCCUUCCCUUCUCUCUACUUUUAUCUCCAAGGCCAUCCCCACACAGAAAUGUCCACAUCCUUCUGAAACUCCUCCCCCCACCCAGCUUAAGAGGUAUGUAAACUCAACUUUCUCCAUUGCCACCACUGUAGUCUAAACCACUGCUCUCUUAUCCCAGCAAUUGUCCUUUCCAGCCUGCUUGAGGGUCCCACCCCACACUCCCCCACCAGAGGCGGUGUGUUGUGGUCAUGGUCCAGGUGAGAAAGGAACCAAGAUGGGAGCAGUAGGUGGUCUGCUGGGGAGAGGAAUGGUUAGAGGGGAGGCGUUGUAAAGGGCACUGAGGCUUGUUGGGGAGGCUUGGUUUUGAGCUGUGAUUAAUACCAAAUAGCUGGAUAUUGGAGUUGUAGAAAACAGCUGAGAAUGAUGUGCAUGUAGGUGGGCAAGCUAUAGGGGGAAUUGAGUGAAUGCCAGGGGAGAGGGAGAAUAACAACUCAGAGAAGGGAGGUCUGCAAGAGACUGAAGAGGUCAGAGGGGGGGGGGCUGGUGGGGUUCUGUUGCUCAGAACACUGAGGGGAGAGGAGCUCUCCAGACAACUGAAGUGAGGAUUAAAGGUGGCCCAGACAUGGCCUCAACUGGAACAAUCUCCCCAAAGCUUUGGGUCCUAGCGAGGGGUGGUGAGGAGAAACGGCAGCUGCCCACAGUAUGACCUUGGACCAAGAGAUUUUUUUCCCCCCAACAAGUUACUCGCAGGUCUGGGAUAUAGAGGUAUGAGGUAUGGGCUAGUUCUGCCUCUUAAGGCCUCCUGAGUACUAGUAUCUGUAUUUGGGAAAUUAGUUGUUUUGUGUGUGGCCAUAUUUACAAAGCUGAGGCCAGGGUGGCAGGUGAGGCCUUGGCUUCUCUGCUUUCUCACUCCCUAUGGCUUAGUGCUUUACUUAUCACCCGUGACCACCACACACCAUGGAGGGGACAGGCCAGAAGCCCCUUUAUCACCAUUACCUUUGCUGGCGACCAGCUCAGUGUGAUCAGAACUACUCACCUUGACUUUCCAACUCUUGCUACAGUAGGCUGAAAAGGGGUGUGGAUGACCACACAUGGGUACUUGACUAACAUGAUGAACAUGAAGUAUUUUUCAAAAUCUGUUUAUUUACAUUUGUUUAAGUCAAUUACAUGCAUGUUUCAUUUUUUAAACGAGUAAUUAGCAAAAAAUGCAUUAAAACUUUAAAAUAGCAAUUAAAUAUACAAAAAUAUACCUUACAAAAACUGCGAAUGUUUAAAAAUAUUCUGCUGCAGAACUCUUAGUGUACAAACACGUUUAUGAAAACUGAAGCUCAGCAUUUCAUAAACCUUUUUUGAGGGAGUUAUGUAUCUAGUGAAUGAGCCCCAGUGGGCUAAACUACAAGACUAAAUGAUCCUUCAUGGCAAUGAUCUGUUAGGAGACCCAGAGAUGACAGUUCUCAGGAACACUGUCUUGGAAGACUGGUGUCACCAGGAGGGAGCCCCAUCUGCCUACCUGGCCCGAGGAACCUGGGAGGGAAGGUGUAGACAGGGAUGGUGUGCAGCUGGUCCAAAGCACAGGCUUGUACUGGCAGAGGAGUUUCAUCAGAGUACAGAUAAGUCCCUUGACAGUGGGUGGCUCACUUUCUAGGUACAUGUACCCAGCUCAGGCAGGGUGUUUUCCCCAACUACAGCACUGGAAGUGAGCACUGGACUGGUAAGCAGAGAGCUGAUGCUUGGUCUAAAAGUAGAGUAAAACUUGGCAUCUUGGAAUAAUUUGGUCUCUAAAACUGAACUGGAAAAGUGAAAUUUAUUGAACAAGCCUCUAUUUUUCUCCUGAUAAUCUCAAAUGGAAGUGCAUUAAUCUUAACCAUGACAGCAUUUUCUAGUUAUCAACUGCAAAUUUCACCUGAAUUUAUACAUCGUGAACUUAGACAUGUCUCUUACUCAAAUUCAUAACAGCUAGUGUGAAAGACACUAACCCAGGGCCAGAGCAGAAGGGUUCACUUGCAGUUUCACCUCAGGUUUUAGGUUAGGGGCCCAAAUGCACUUUGAAUGCUGGGGAAGCUCUGGGUGGCAGGCAGCACAUGUGGGAGAUGGGUGAGGACUGAGGCAUGGUCCAUGGUCCUCCCUGCCACUGCUGCCUAGAGGAAGCAGUUUUAAUGUUCAUCUUCAGGAGCAAAAAUGAACAAGAUACUUUUUACAGAAAUGAUUACUGGUGAGAGGAAAAAUGCGGGAAACUUUUUUUUUUGAGGGGGAUGUUCAUAGAGUGGGGAAGGAAAGGAAGCCCAGCCAUGUACCUGAACAUCUGAUUGAUUCUGAGAUGGACCAGCUACUUCGCAACACCUGAGACAUCUGCCCCACAAAAUAGGUGCUGCGGCCUUCAGUUGCUGCUGCUCAAACUGCUGCCUCAAAAACGUGGGUGCCCACCUAAGAAAGCAAGAGUUAACAGACAUCACUGCUGGACUCAGGCAUCACUUGGAAUUGGCCAAGAUGGAGUGGGGGUGGCCUGUCCAGGUGGCUGCAAAGCUGUUGGACCCCGAUGAGAGGCCUGUCACAGAUCAGAAAUCUGGAGACUGGUUGUGCUCCCAUGUCUGGAAAUUUGUGGUGAAGGUCAGGGAGGGAUUGCAGUUACUGAUUUUUGUAUAGAAAACCAUUCCAGUGUGCUGCAAUCAAAAAUGCUUAUUCAAAAGGAAUGUGAUUACAAAAUCACCCACCACUUCUGGGCUCAUCGUUUACAGACAUUUGGACUUAUGGUACAGCUCUUCCCACAUGAAUAGGAAUGCUCCUUGAAUAUACUCUGGUUAUCACAUGAGG
Molecule: messenger RNA, 6759 nt
Organism: Phyllostomus discolor (pale spear-nosed bat)
Lineage: Eukaryota; Metazoa; Chordata; Mammalia; Chiroptera; Phyllostomidae
Gene: PANK2
Product: pantothenate kinase 2
Exons: 8
Coding region: 117-1466 (449 amino acids)
Biological process (GO): coenzyme A biosynthetic process
Cellular component (GO): nucleus; cytosol
Molecular function (GO): ATP binding; pantothenate kinase activity
Source: RefSeq, a predicted model, not a curated record